Molecule: messenger RNA, 672 nt
Organism: Mesorhabditis belari
Lineage: Eukaryota; Metazoa; Nematoda; Chromadorea; Rhabditida; Rhabditidae
Source: the annotation of a GenBank genome assembly
AUGAUCGACGGCACUAUCACGUGGAAAACGAGACGAUCGGAGAGCGAGCAUGGGAAGCAACGCGAAUUCUUUUCCUCCUUCUCGUCAUCGUCAUCACUACGAUCUUCACGCUCGAGUUCUACUUUUACAAGACGAAGCGUUUCCUCGUCGCCGAGACCGUUGAUGACUAUUACAAUCAUGAGCAGCAACAGCAACAACAGCAACAACAGCAACAGCAGUGAUUCCGCGCCGAUCGAUCAUCGCGAUUUCCCGAAUCUCAAUUUGAUCAGCCCGUUCUCGUUGACAAGUUUUACACUUCAACAUUUGGGACUAGUGCAUUCGAUCGCUUUAUACAAUGGUGACCCGAAAUUUUACACAGACAUUCAAAGAUAUCUCGAUUCUCAACGUCAAGAUGAUCACCGAUCAAGAAUUAGUCAAGAUGAUCACCGGAAAUUCAUUGAGCGUGUCAUCCUGAUUGGGGCAAAGAGCAAGGAAGAGCUGGCGGCAAUGCGAUGCCCACCAUCGGUUCUCGUCUUUCAAUAUCAUCACGGAGUGUCCGAUUUUGCGAGAGCAAUAUCGUUAUGGGAAGAGGCAGCACGCAGCACAGAGGCGAUCGAUCCUAUUCUCCGGAUGUGGUGGAUCGGGAAAAACAUUUCAAUAUUUCGAGCCCGAAGCACAAAGACAGAUGCACGG